UCUACUUGCUCAUACAUCAGGGUUAAAGGAGACAGCGAUCAUCUAAAGGUAGAAGAAGAUAAAAUGAAAAUAACCUGGCAUGCAGCAGCCAUUGAGAAGUUUCUAGCAGAUGAUAUAACGAGUGAUAUUUGUGUGGAUAGCUAUGAUGUAACAAUAUACCCUGCAGAAUCUAUCAAGAAUUCUGUCACAAAAAGGGCAAAACUGAGGGAAACUCCAGGAGCUGAUGAUGUUUACAGUGCUUGGUUUUUUGAUCUGGCAGGUGGUAAAACGGAAUAUAUCAUAACAAUUGCCUGUGUUAUUGGGAGAUCAAGAAUGAAGGGAGAGAGAAUAGUGACAACCUUACUCCCUUACGGACCAGAGAAACCAAGGGCAGGAAUGCUAAAAGUUGCAAUGAUGACGGAGGUUGAAAUCAGUUGGGAGCCUCCUAAAGGAGAGUUCACUAAAUAUGUUCUAGCAGUUGAUUCUUCAGUAACAACAACCCUAGCUCCUAAGAGAUUUGUCCCAAUGAUAAUUGUGCCCAGUUUUUCGACUGGAAGCCUCCCAGAUUCUUCAGGAGAUCUCCGGCAGCAUAAGGGAUAUCGAGAGAGAGAAUUGAGUAAUAAGUUGACUAACUUUACAGUGGCUGGUCUCAGUCCUGGAGAAACAUACGGAAUACAACUCAAAACUAAGACUGGAGACCGUGAGACCCGAAAUGCUAUAUUUGAGACGGUUUUAACGAAACCCGGACCUGUGAACUCCCUUGGAUUAGAGGAUAUUGGAACAGAGCAAGCAACUGUAAAAUGGGUAGCUCCUGAAGGGCACUCCAGGCUUAGGGCAUUCAAUUUAUUGAUUACAUCAAAGGAUAACAAGGACAGGAAGGAGAUGGCGGUCAAGCAUAACCCAAAUAUUCCGGUCAAUUCAUUCGUUCUUGAACAUCUACAGCCUGCUACAGAGUUCAAUGUUACUGUAACCACAGUGUGUGUUUUUGAAACGCUAAAAACCUUAUCCGAGGAAGAAACGACGACAUUUAUCACACUCCCUCCCCAGCCUAAAAACAUGGAAUUAGAAAGCAGGUUCCCGAAUAGUUUAACAGUUAGCUGGGAUGCUCCUGCUAUUAUGGUAACGAACCAGAAAUACAAAAUGUAUAUCCAGGCCCCUGAUAUUGGUUACAACAACCAAUACGAGAUGGUGGGAGAGAGAAGAACAUUCAACUUCUCUAAACUCCCAGAAAUUAUUGGAACAGGUGAAUUUUAUACAAUCCGAAUAGUCUACUCUGUGGUUCCCUUAGGAUCUGACGAUGAGGUUGAUUCUGAGGCUCUGGUUGGAACAUUCGUAACUAAACCCCUGGCUCCAUCUAACUUCAGACUUGGAUCUCAACCCAACGAGAUUAUGUGGACAAAAUCCCCAACCCCAAGGGUUAAUGGAUACAAGAUUCGCUAUAAAGCUGUAGAGGAAGGCUCUAAACCAGAAGAAUUGUUUCUCCAGAAUCCUGAGGAGAACGAACCAUGCAGUAUAAUAUUAGAGGAUUUACUGUGUGAUGUUAUGUAUAGAGUGAAUGUCUAUGCUCUGGUUGAUGGAGAAAAUAAUGAGGUUGUGGAAAGCAAAGAGCUUCAUGAGAAGAUUAUCAACAACAGUGGGUCUGUAACUUUGUACAACGAAGAACAGGAUAAGAAAGAGGAGCUCCCAGGUGGGUUGACCAUCCCUACAAUAUAUAAUCGCCAGCUAAGUGGAGGCUCAGGGGAUGGAAGUUUAAAAGGAAGAACUAAUAGUGGUGGGGAUAGCAGAACUUAUAGUGGUGGUGAUCGAUCCUAGAAAUUAUAUCUGUAGAUCUGAAAAUGAUUCAAAAUCUGCUAUUUUUCUACAAAUUACCAAUGAUAAACAGAAAACUCAGAAAUAGGAAGACGACUUUUAGAAUCAAGUCAUAAUUUUAAAAAGUCCAAUGAGCAAUU
Messenger RNA from Eurytemora carolleeae, 1928 nucleotides. RefSeq names its product fibronectin. Bases 64 to 1791 code for a protein of 575 amino acids. Lineage: Eukaryota; Metazoa; Arthropoda; Copepoda; Calanoida; Temoridae. Gene Ontology annotation, molecular function: protein binding. The record is from RefSeq and is a predicted model, not a curated record. The transcript is spliced from 25 exons.